GGGUGUCAGAGGGAGAAAAAACAGUAAGCAAAAGAAAGGCCGACGCACAGCCACGGAGCCGCCCAACGGAUCCAAAGCGCGAUCGUCGCUGCCCACAGUAUUUAAUAUUUCUCGGGACAUCCGCUGCGGCAUCGGGAUCGCAGUUAGGUAACGUGGCGGGGGCCUCACGCCGACACCCACCGCACGGAUGGAAUUGGAAUCCCUUCCCCACCGUUGAGCCGCCGCUGUCGCUUCCGAUCCACGCCUCUCUCUCUCUCUCUCUCCUUCCUCCCUGUCUCCCUUCCCCUCUUAGCGAGAUUGUGGUUCUCGCCGACGCGGCCAGAGCACCCGCCCUCAUUCCUUCCGCCGCCCGCGGUCACUACCAUGAGCGGAUGCCCUAGGCGGCGCCACCUCUCGGAUCUCGUCGGCAGAUCCACCCCCUCCGCGCUCUCCAAUGGACGCUGCUUCUCGGCCGGCCGUUGUCAUCGACAACGGAACCGGGUACACAAAAAUGGGAUUUGCUGGCAAUGUUGAACCAUGCUUCAUCAUCCCUACAGUAGUUGCUGUCAACGAGUCUUUCUUAAACCCGUCAAGGAGUUCUAGUAAGGGAAAUUGGCUAGCACAGCACAGUGCAGGUGUAAUGGCUGAUCUUGAUUUUUUUAUUGGAGAGGAGGCUUUAUCGCAGUCUCGCUCUAGCAGUACAUAUAAUCUUAGUUAUCCUAUACAUCAUGGACAGGUAGAAAAUUGGGAUACAAUGGAACGAUUUUGGCAACAGUGUAUUUUUAAUUACUUGCGCUGUGAUCCAGAAGAUCAUUAUUUUCUAUUGACCGAGAGCCCGCUGACUGCUCCGGAAAAUCGUGAAUACACAGGGGAAAUCAUGUUUGAGACAUUUAAUGUCCCUGGUCUGUAUAUUGCAGUCCAGCCUGUCCUUGCUCUUGCUGCUGGAUAUACUACUUCCAAGUGUGAAAUGACAGGGGUUGUAGUUGAUGUGGGAGAUGGAGCUACACAUGUUGUGCCAGUUGCAGAUGGUUAUGUGAUUGGGAGUAGCAUCAAAUCCAUUCCUAUCGCGGGCAAGGAUGUUACUCAAUUUAUUCAGCAACUUUUGAGAGAAAGGGGAGAGCAUAUACCACCAGAAGACUCUUUUGAAGUAGCUCGGAAGGUGAAAGAAAUGUAUUGUUACACUUGUUCAGACUUAGUCAAGGAGUUCAAUAAGUAUGAUAAGGAGCCUUCUAAGUAUAUCAAGCAUUGGACUGGUGUUAAGCCGAAGACUAGAGCACCAUACUCCUGUGAUAUAGGAUAUGAGCGCUUUCUUGGGCCUGAGGUAGAUUUCUUCCAUCCUGAGAUACACAGUAGUGAUUUUACCACUCCUUUACCUGCUGUAAUUGAUAAGUGCAUUCAGUCAUCCCCAAUUGACACAAGGAGGGCCUUGUAUAAGAAUAUAGUGUUAUCUGGAGGAUCAACCAUGUUCAAGGACUUCCAUAGAAGAUUGCAACGAGAUCUAAAAAGGAUAGUGGAUACACGAAUUGUUGCAUCUGAUGCCCGAUUUGGUGGGGAUGUUAAAUCUCAGCCCAUUGAAGUUAAUAUAGUUAGCCAUCCUAUCCAGAGAUUUGCCGUUUGGUUUGGAGGUUCAGUACUUGCAUCUACACCUGAAUUUUAUCAGGCUUGCCACACGAAAGCAGAAUAUGAAGAAUAUGGUGCAAGCAUAUGUCGAACAAAUCCUGUCUUCAAAGGAAUGUAUUGAAUUAGAAAAAGAUCAUGUCUGAUAAAUGUAAGGUUCAUCUCUGUGAAGCUAUUUAGGGACAACAUUACUCUCCUCUGGAUCUCCCCGGUGCAUCCCUAUCUGUACAGCUGAGAAGAUCAUGGAGGGAGGGCCUUCAUAUGAGUUGUACAAUACUUGUAUCAGUAGAAAGCCUCAGGUUUAGUGCUGCCAAUUGAUUCUAUAUUGAUUUCAUGAAGUAUUUAUAUAUUUGAUAAAACAAAAGAAAAGGGGAAGUUCCCGCUUGUACCCUAGCACAAUACUUUGAGCUACUAGAUACUGAGCAAGAACCUGAGCUGCACGACCUUUGUAGUGUACGGCAUAGCUAAUUCAACACCAUUUUUUUCAGUAUAAUCACUUGCAAGUAGAUCUAAGCAACAAGCUGAACUUUGCAGACUCUUAAUUCACAUUCUUGAAAACAACAUUGGACUUUGCAUCAA
Messenger RNA from Phoenix dactylifera (date palm), 2175 nucleotides. The record is from RefSeq and is a predicted model, not a curated record. NCBI's taxonomy places the organism in Eukaryota, Viridiplantae, Streptophyta, Magnoliopsida, Arecales, Arecaceae.